AUGACGUGCGAGUUGAUGACAAGUGCAGUCAUGGGUGAUAAAGCUACUCAGUUUAGAAAAGACGAAUUCUCACACAUUUUUUUCAAUCAGUUUGCACUUACACUUUAUGAAAAGCCCUAAUUGCCAUUUACGCCUAUUUUUGAACCUGCAAGGACAUUUUUGAAUUUCUAUUUUGAAUACUUUCUUUUUUUUCAAACUUUGCAGCGCAUCAUUCACUAGUCAAUAUCUUUCUAGUAUCAUUAUGACCCUCAAAAAGUAUAAAUUAAGAUAGUUUUAGCCGAAAUUUCACAGGAUAGUGUAAUUAUCUGCCAAAGAUUUACGACCCUUCUCAUUCUCGAAAUUUAACGCUCAUAACGCACGAAGCGCCGCAAGAAAGGCUUUGGUUUCUGGCCAGCUAAGGGCAAAUUCAUUGAGAAUUUGUUGACUUCUUUGCAGACGUUGCUGCCAUCGAGCCGUCAGAAUCAUUAAAAGAUUGCAUCUGGGAAGGUCCACCUCUCAUUACUAUUCUCGUAAAGCCAAAAGGUUUUUCUUCCUUUUCCGCUUGUUAAUUGAUGAGACAGAUGUGAGGGAUAACAGAAUCAGUUUUAACUUUCAUGGUGAAAUGAACCGAUUAAAAAAAAAAUCGAAUUUCGCGUAAUAAAUUUAAACACAGCGUUAACAUCUCAUGCCGUGUUCAAAGUAAUUUCCGCGAAAUGGUCUCUGACCCUCCAAAAUUCAGUUAUCUUUCUCUUUCUCUGACGGCUAUUUUGAAUUUCGCGGAAUCACUUUGAACACGGCAUCAAAGUUACUCUGAUUGAACUUUUUGGUGCGAGACAUGCGCUCCAGUGCAUCUACUGUAACAUCGCGCAUCGAAGCCCAUUGAUUUCAGCUCCCAGCUCACGAUUUAAUUCCAUAUUGUUUUUUUUUUUCAUUUAAUUAUAUAGCUGAUUCACGGCCAGCUUGGGACGCUAAGUGGGCGUGUCCUGUUUGCGCUCUCCACGAGCCAGGCGCUGUCUCGUGCAUUAUCGUGCCAGGACCAUUUUUCGAUGGCUCAAGCCAGCCGUGAAUCAGCUAUAGAUAACAGUUUUGUUUAGUUCCGCGUUCAAUGUUAUUUCGGCGAAAUAGAAGUGAUAUCUUCCUCUAAAAAAAAUUUUCGGAGUCUUUUUGACUAUCUGAAUUUUAUUUUUUUAUUUCAGCGAAAGAUAGUGAAUAACGUUUCGCUAAUUUUUCAAAAGAAUAAUAAAAACCGAAGGUUUUUUUCUUGGAUAUCGACUAGUUUUCCCAUAAAACUAGAGAAUUUUCCUUUUUUUUUGUAACUUUUUAUUUUAAUUUUGUUUCUCUGAUAACAUUUUCAAGCACUUUUGAAACACCACUGAAGAAAGUCUUGAAUUUGACAAACUUGAACUGGUAAUGGCUCUGAAAAUUAGUGUCAUCGACUGAUGAAUAUUCGUACUUUCUGCUUUCGCUUUAACACCACUCCUAAGUUGCAGACAGAAGCCGUGAUCAGAAGAAGGGCGGGAGCAUAAGUCGACUCGAAGGGCAUGGCGAACGAGGCGCCUGCGUUGCCGCUCUUCCACCACAUUCGCGGCAACCAGCUCAUCCGUCCGGUAGGCUUUGGUUUUGGCGAAUGAGAAGGGUGUUUUUUUAAAAAUAGAUCUGGAACUUUCCUAAAACCUUAGUUUCUUCAUCCUGAAAGUUUUAUUUGUCCUGCGAUUACCACGAUUUGAGGCACUUUGUUUUGAAAAUUCCUGUUGCAGUUCAUGUUUCAACUCUCGUUUGAAGAUCAUUUUUGCUCGAGACUAUUUCUCUGUUUUUAUACUCAAAAGUAUCAUUGCAACAAAAUUUCAAAAAUUAUUGGACUGGACUCAUCUGAAAUGUUUUGUACAGAAGCCUCUUGGCGACUUUUUUUUUCUCGAAACUUGCCUCUCGCUGGUAUGCAAACUCAAUAAAUAUUUUUGAAAAGUAGUACUUUUUCUUCAAAUUCAAUCAUUUCCAAAGGUGCUAUAGUCGAUUCACGGCUGCCUCGAAGUAAAAUUCUUGACAAGAGUAAAAAAAAUUGAUGCUUGGUGGGUGGAGAUGUCUCGAGGUAAAAACAUCAUAACGAACAAGAAUAAAAGAUUUAUGCAGCCCUAUUCUCUCGUCUAUAUCUAAAAAGAUAGAUAAUUUGCAGAGCCGAGGCUUUUCACACAAACGGCUCCAGUUUCCGCAAAAUUAACUCUGGCAGUUUUUUUUGGUUCUCUGGCCUAGUUCGAUUACUUGAGAUAAUCCAUUUAGAAAAAUCUUGUUAGGCGCCGCCAGAAGGGAGUUCACAAUUCUCGAAUUUUCGUUUUGGCUCAUUAUCUUUUACUUUUACGGCUGCUACUAAGGUUCCCAGAAGGGAAAAUUAGGGCUAUUGAUUACCCGCUAACAGUUUCCCUGAUUCAGCAGAUAAUCUUCUUUGAAGACUGAAUAAGAAUUAAGUUUCAAAGGGAGAUGUUUUACUUCAAGAAGCUUUUGCUUUCGGUUCCUCGGAAGGCGCUUGGAAGCUCCCCAACAAGUGGUCAAACGCCUUCCACAGAGCUUCCCAACACCUUAUUUAAAAAAAAAACCUUCCUGAAGCCUUCCAGAAAGCUUCUGGCAAGUGUUUUCCAAUUUUACGUCCCUAAUACAUUCCAAAUACCUUCCUAACACCUUUCCAAGGCUUUACCUAGACCUUCUAGCUUCCCUACAUCUUCCAGCCUCCUGCUAGAUACCUUCUCAAUACCUUCCCAGGAAUCGCCUGAGAUGGUCAUGAGACAGUCACCAACUAGAUAUUCACUAUAGUGAUAUCUUCACUUUUUGUGUGCUCAGGCUAUUUUAUUGGCUUCACCUUGUCAGUUAGAGUAGGAGGACUGCCAAAGAGGUCUUUUCAAAGGUGUGAUUUGAAAGCUAAAAAUCUCGAAAGUUCGUAUCCACUGAACUGAAAGCAUGCGCAAUUAUGGAAGAUUUUCAUUUGGACUCAAAGUUUUUUUUGGGGGUGAGUAAUAUAACAUUGGAGCUUCUCUUAAAAAAAUGAAACAAUGUACCUUUUUUUAAAGGGUCAUUGUCAAAGAGAAAUAUUUUUCGAAAUUUCACUUUUUGAAGAUUUUUUUGAAAACCUGCGUUAGAGAAAAAAAUAUUAAGUCUAAUCUCGUAUUUUUUUAAAACCCUUUGGAAACCCUUUUUUUCAAAAAUGAGAAAUUUUUUUUAAAAUGGGUGGAACGGAAGAAUAAAAGUUGAUUCGAACAUAACCAAUAUUUUUUUACUAUUAAUUUUCUCCAUUUUUUUCAAAUAAUUUUUCCUUGUUACUUCAAAACACGGUAUGGACAGAUUGUCAAGGGACAGCUUCGAAAUUUUCCAUUAGGGCCCAAGAUAAAGUCGAAUACGUAAAACGGAUACAGAUCACCUUUGGGUUCCCAUGGUGACUUUUUUUCUCAAGUAAAACUUUGGUGGCCGUUUCUCACGGCGCUGCCUUUUUUCGUCUUGAAAAUCAAGAAAUAAAAUUUUGCUGCUUUUCCUUCUCUUUGUAAGCAACUCUGACCUUUCUAUCGUUGCCAAAAAACGUUAAUCAUCGUGUUUUAAUGGGACUUUUUUUUGCUUCUGCAUUGCGUGCAUCAAGAAAUUUCUGGCGUUUUUACUCUCCACAUACCCCGUUGUUGCUUGAAAAUCUCAUCCUUAAAUCAAAUUUCCCGCAAAAAUGUUUUGAAAGACGAACAGGGCGGUUGUUAAGAAAGAUAACACUUGAUUUGGUACGGAAAGGAUGAUGACAGUUUUGCAAAAAAAAAGGUCUUUAAGAUCGUUGUAAUUUCGUUCUUCAACUUUUUUUUUGUUAAAAAUUUAGACGGGAGGAUAGGAAAAAAAAUCUCAAUGAAUCAAUUUAGGCAUACGUGGGAAACCAUGUUGAAAAAAAACCGCCAUAACUUCUUUUCUUAACUAAAGUCGGUACUAUCCUGAAUUAGAGUUUUGAUUUUUAAACGCUACAUCUUGAAGUUCAAAGUCGAUUUUCUUCCAUAUUCCACAAAAUUUUAGUCAUCCAAUUUUCUCGGUAAAAUUUACUUUUCAUUUGCACACGUAUGGCUCUCGGUAGAGCAUGUCCAAACUUUUUUUUCAUUCAACUUCUGAAAAAGUAAGUAUUCAACAUUCAGUUAGCGAAUCUCCAACUUUUUUUUCUGUGGAGAAUGAAGAAGGCUGAAGCCUUUUUUAGAGGAACCCGGAGUAGGUUUUAGAAAGAUAUGUCUUCCUAAAUCUGUCGACUUCUGUCAACGGAAAGACGAGAGUAGAAAAAACCAGGAGACGAAGGAUCAGGGUGGCCAUUAGAGCCGCGGCUCGUGAAUUAUUAACAAAAUCAGACUCUAUUUGUCUUUUCUCAGAUAUUUCUCCAGGCAGCCUACUUUUAGUUUCUGUUUUUUAUCUUCCGCCUGGCUCAGAAAGUAAUAUAUAGCGCAUAUAAAGAAAUACAUGGCUGUUCUAGAUGUUUCACAGAAAAUAUUUUUUAUUUGUACUUGAUACUGCGUUUUGUAGUUAACCUAGCUGCUACAACUUUUGGAGUAGCGCCACUUUUUCUGUUUCCUUCUUUCAGACUGACGGACGGCCCCCUUUCUUCAAAUAUUUUCCUACAAUUAUCAAAAUUCACUCUGACGUUCAAUUGCUCCAAGCAAUUUGCCUCACUUCCCGAGAAACUUUUUUGCAUUUAACCCUUGGCAGAGAAAUUUCUUUGGCUUAUUCUGUUUCCUGGCACCUCAAAGGAUCUCUUCGUAGUUUAAAACUUUUCAGAAAAGCAAUAAUUGUCUUAUUUUUAAUACAAAGGGAACGUUUUACAAGGUUUCUAUUUAAUCUGAGAAGAUCUCUUCCAUUCAGAGUUACUAUAGUGACAAUCAGCAAAACCGCUCUGACUCACUUCGCUGGAGAUGAAUCAGCCUCGUUUUCAAGGUUCUAUCACAACGUAAAAACAACUUCCGCUCAUUAAGCAUUGUUUUUUUGCUGUUCUUCGAAAGCGUGAAUUAAAGUUAAAUUAAUAAUUUUGCGAUAUUACUCAUAGUUUAUAUUCUCGCAUUGGCGGGGUUCUUUUUACUUGCAAAACCCUGAAAAGUUCCAUAGUUAGAUGGUGAAACAGUUUGGAUUUAAUUUUUCCGUGAACAAAGUUUUGAGAAGUUUUUCGAUUGUUAGACUUCAAAAAAAUUUGGAUGGACUUUCUGGACAACAGAAAAAAAAACUUUGAGAAAGAAAAAGAGAAAAAGCCUUCUCAAAAGAGAUGUUCGUACAGUUUCAACUGGAUUUUUCACAUCAAGAAAUGACUAAAAUACAAAAAUAUCAUCUUAACUGUGUUCUGCUUGAAGGCUCCUUUUUUGCUGCCUUUUGACGCCAUUUUCUCGGCCCUUAUGCACCAUUUUUGCGGUCUCUCUCUUUUUUCACCAUUUUCUGAGCUUCUGAAGUUCUAAAAAAAAUGUAAGGCUCGAUAAAGGGAUUCUUUUUGCUGCCUUUCUGCGGUCUUUAUUGAGCUUCUCACUUUUAGCGACCAUUAUCCACCAUUCCGACCCUCAGAUCACUGUUUAACUUUAUCAUCCCUGUCGUAGCUCCUCCAUUUAUUAAGAGAAACCUUUAAUUUUCUUGUCAUCUUUUCUUUCUUUCAUUAUUUUAAUAAAAUUAUCGCGGCUGAACGUAGACUCAUGAAAUUUAUUUUUCGCUCGGAUGUAUAUCCUGUUUUGCUUCGGAGAUAGAGCUAGAAACUUUUUGCGCAACCAAAUCGUAUAAAUAUCUUUCUUUUUUUUUCGCUGCAUUCCACGGAAUUUCAGCACACGACGUUUACGACGGUGGAAUCCGAAACGAUGCUCUAAUUGUUGCAAAACUCGAGAAGCACGGGAAUAAAAGCGACGCGCGGCUUCUCCGCUUUCUCCUACUCGAAUCGUUUCUCCUUCUCAUUGCUUUUUGCGCUGAAAAAAAAGUUGGAAUAACUAAAAAAAGAAAAAUCAGUUGAAUUUUUUUCAUUUUUGAUUUUUUUAAAGUUUAUUUCGAAAUAAGUAUCAAAACCAAUUAAAAGAGGUCGUUUUAUUUUUUUCGUAUGCCACUCCUUCUAAAUGCGUUCUUGAGAAAAAGAUGAACUGAAAAAUGAUUUGUUGUAUUUUUUGUAUUUCAAUCGAACUUCUGUGUAAACGGUUCAUUAUUGCGUUUGUAUCAAAACAACAAACAAAAAUGACCGAAAAAAAGCAUUUUCUAUCGCGUAAAGGUGCGGGGCUUGCGAUCUCCUUAACAGCCUCAGUUUUCAACUUUUGUGUUCAUCAACUCUUCCUGUGGGAUUGACGAAGAUCUGUACUUUUUUUUUCCGUAUGGAACCAACUGUCAUCUUUUAUUGCGCAUUUUUCAACAGCUUUAUACUAGAACACAGCCUAUUUCGUUUCCGCUUUUCAUUUCUGUAGGAUAUAUUUCUCGCAAACUCGAAGUUUCUUGUCAGCAAUUUUGGAGCGAUGGUCGACUUGCGAUUAUUCACUCCGAGCGUCCGGCAAACCGAGGUUAAUUACUUGUAAAUGAAAAAAUAUGAGUAUUUUCACUAUGAUUAAGUAAAAUAAAUAGGCAAAGUCGGAAAGGCUCCAUAGAAAUGUUCCUUUUAGGGUGACAAAGGUUCCUUUUUGCUGCCUUUUGCGCCACAAAGGUUCCUUUUUGCUGCUUUUUGCGCCACGUUUUUGCAAUGUCUAUGGGUGGAUUAAUACUUAUAGGGAGGACUUUUAAAACUUUCCAGAAUGAGAAUAAUGUAGUUGAUUUCUAUGGGUUUAAACAUUUUGAUAGAAGAAUUUGAGCCAGAAGACGGCGAGCCGCAAACGAUUCAUCCCAACAAAGAGCAGCUCACGCGGCGCCACGCCAUCGUUCCCGAACAGGUCAGUCUUCUUUAUAUCUUUUGGCACCUAAAAAGUCAAAAAGCCGUUCUUAAAAAUUUGGUUUGAAGAUCUUUUUUGGCGAAGACUAGAUUUCUUUUUCUUGAAAAAAUCGAUUUAUAGCAAAAAUAGUAUUUAAGAAAAGCUUUACAGAAAAUCUGAAAAAUUAAAAAUAAAGUUUCAAAUCCCAUUAGGAACUGCAGAGUGGUCCCUAUAGGGGCAACCUUAGAGGCCCUUGAAGUCUUCUAGGAACCACUUUACCAACCCAUCUAGAGGCCGCUAAAGUUACAAAAGGGGUCCCUAUAGGGGACAUGCUGGUCAAUAAUUGUUAAGAACCCUAAGCGAAGAAGCAUUUCCAUGGGAAUAAAACUGAAUAAAUAAGCAUUUUUUGAAGGAAAUUGAAAGAGGGUCCACUUAAGGUUUAGGGCUAAGAGGCCAGACUUUAAACCCCUAUAGGGAUCCCUAAUUUUACCCCUAUAGGGACUUCUUUUUGGCCCCUUUGUAGUUUGUUUUCUCUCCUAACCCCUAUAGGGACCACUCUGGGAUUUCCAAGCAACUCUCAAAAGUCUUUUAUACUUGAAAAUCAAAAAUAUGGUUUAAAAAAAGGCAAGUUUUUGCAGCCAACGGAGCACACGGAAUCGUAAGUUGCAAAGGAAGAGGACUGAAAUCAAGUGUCAGGUCGCACGACGGAUGCUGCUCCUCGGACAACGUCAUCAUAGUGCCGCACGUCCAGAUCUCGCCUUCGCAUCUCUACAACCGGGCCAUCAGCUCUGGCGGCGGCCUUCUCGCCGGUCUCUCAUUUUUUUUUUUCGUAUCAGAAUCAAUUUGAUCGGGAAAGGCUCUUCAUCGAGUUUUAAAAAUACUGUGCAAUAAGUCUGAGCGUGAUCUCGGGAGAAAUUAACAAUUUUUUCCAUUCACAAGAGGUUUUCAGACCGUGGAAACAAGAUUUCAACGAUUGGUUGGCUUUUUCAACAGUUUUUUUACCCUUGUGCCUCCCUCUGCAUGUCAUUUUCAAACAAACCCCAAGCCUAAUUUAUUUUGAAAAGCGAUUUUGUGAUUUUUAACAAAGGCUUUCAGAGUAGAAUAAAAUUGACUUAAAAAAUAGCUAGAUUCAAUCCUUUUGCGGAGAAGAAUCUGCUCUUUCUUCUUUUUUUCGUUACAAAAAAAAAAAGAAACGAAAAAAAAGCGAAAAUUCGAAAAUUGGCGAUACGUGUUGUCCAUAGAGCGACUUUACUGCGAAACGCCCUUUUUGGCGGGAACUCAAACUUUCCUCCCUCCGACUUUGAAUAAUUUUUUACUUCAAAACUAGGAAGUUCUGUACGUUUCCAAGUUCACCGUUCGAUUCGCAAUGAAAAAGUUUACAAAGUACUGAUUUUCUCUGAAACACCGUUUUUUUUACUGCCCCUAGGCCUUUAAUUCAGGUGAAAUGAUUAUAAUACCUAGAUCAUAGACUUGCAAACUAGCUGUUAUAAUAAGCGCGAAUUCACAUGCAAAUUUUAUCCUCAGAUCUUCAAAGAGCGACGAUCGCCUCGCAAGCGUUUUAUGCUGAGACGUCAGAACCUCACAAAACCCGCUCGCCGUGGAUUUUGAAGCGACUGGUAACUCUCUAGUCGCGACGGAAAUAAGCUUUUGGUUAAGUACGACUGGUCGAACCGGGCCAAACGUCGUGAAAUAAUCAAGCAUGUGCAGGCGGCUCUGUGCACGCACAGCGAACAAGAGAUCGAAGACGAGGAACUCGAAAAACUUCUGGUUGGUUGUCGAAGAAAGAAGAUCUGAUUUCGAUCGCAGGUGAUCGCCUACGAGGAAAUGUUCACGACAGAAGGAGGCCCCGAGAUACCUACCUCCCGGCAGAAAUACUUGCAGGCCGUCUGGGAACUCUUCCACUCCGAGCUCAUCUUCCUCAUCCGGCAACUUUUAGUUCUCCGGUAAAGUAAAGCCAAAAUCCCAAAUCUGACCCAUCCUACAGCAACGUAUACAAAGAGCCGUUGAAGCGAUGUCAGGUCGAAGGAUGUCUGCUGACGGUCGAGCCGGACCUUCUUUUCGGCAACCUGGACCAGCUCUGCCGCAUCUCGCGUCAUUUCUGCCAGAAUUUCCUCUCCCUACUCCCACAUGUCGUUGACUUCGAAUGCACGCCGCUGGUCGUCGAGCUCUUCCAGAGAGUACAGUUUCUCCCGAAUAUUUCUCUCAAAUUGUUCGCUUUCAGUUUUCCAAAGGUCCCUCGACGAUAUCAGCCUACCAGGCGUAUUGCAUCAACUAUAAAGCAACUAUGGAGUACCUCGGCUCCAUCCGGCAGAAAGACGAACGAUUCGUCGAGUUUGAAAGGGUUUUUUUAGUUAUAGUGUAUCCGCCGCGGCUUGACAGUUCUCGCGUGUCUGCGUCUCUCUGUUCCCUCACCGGAGAGAUCAGAAAAGCAUGAAAGAGGGGUCGCCGAGGGACGAAGAGGGCACCUUUCAAGUCGCGAAAAACGAAACCUGUGAAACUUGAAAAAAAAAUCACAUUUUUGCAGGUUUGUCUGACGGAUGAAAGAUGUUCUCGACUUCAACUGGAAGAUCUUCUUAUUUCUCCUUUACAACGGUCGAGCUCUCUUUCAAUUUUUUUCAUCCAAUCAAUUUUUAGAAUAACUCGUCUUCCAAUACUAUUGAGAGAGAUAAUGAAACACACGCCGGAAGAGGAAAACAAGAAGAAAGUGGAAAAAGUUAUCGAAACGAUGACCGAAUCUUUGCGUGAGUUGAGACUUUUCAUACAUACAGGAUCUCAAUGAAAAUUGUUGAAAAUGGCGUUUUUUUUGGAUCAAAGUGAUCCCGCAAAAUUCUAAAUAGCCGCCAGAGAGGGAAAAAUAUAACUGAGUUUCGGAAAUGCAAGGAUGGUUUUGAAUUUCGCGAAAAUAACUUUGAACACGGUAUGUGCAAGAGCGCCGCAGUGUGUGAACACUACACACUAAACUUUACGGAAAAAUAUGGGCGGGGCGUCGUAAAAAAAAAACGCCGUUUUGGUUUCGCAUUUUCUUUCACUAUAGUCUGUUCAGAUUUUGAAUGUCAAGUCCUCGCUCAAGCUCCGCCCCCAAUGGCGCGAUAAACCAAUCAGAGGGCGAGCCAUCCACAGAGCGUUUCCGAACGACGUCAUUCUACUUGAAAUUCAAAAUCUGAACGGACUAUAACAAAAACGCCAUCAGGAUCUUUUACAGAUUUUCAUCAAACUUUAGAAAUAUCACACACAAAUUAAAGGAAUAAUUUAGUACUUUAAGUGUGAGAAAGAACUUUUCCUUACGGAAAGAUUUUUUCAGGAUCGAUCGAUGACAGCGUCCAGUGGCUACACAACUUCGAACGCCUGCAGCAGCUGCAGACGCAGGUCGUCUGGCCGAGCAUCAGCGAACUCGAACCCAAGAGCUUCAUCCCCGACGUGAGAACUCUUUUUCCCUUCCAACGGUUCGUGCUUUCCAGUUUCUGCGCGUGGCACUGUCGCGGCAGUUCUGUGAGAAUUUGUUGGCUCAUCCGAGACGGAAGCUCAUUCACGAGGGUCCCCUCGAACUCGUCGGUACGACUUCUGAAACUCUUCGAAAAUUGAAAAAAAGCUUAGAGAGUGGUAGGACUGUCGACGUAUACGCCUUCUUGUUCAACGACAUGUUCGUCUUGUCCAAGACGAAGAAAUGCGUCAAGCGCGGUGCAAGUUUAUUUCCUUCCUUGAUUUAUAACUGGAUUCUCAGAUUUCUUUGGCUUUAAUAAUAGUAUUUAGUUAGUCAGAACAAAAUAACCUGAACAAGAGUGAUUUUAAAGAGAGAAAGUUGGCAAAUAAGCCUGAAAUCAGGCUUGUCCGAGGGCCUGCCCGGCUUUAGCAAAAAUGGCCGGCCCCGCCCAAGAUGCUAAUUUUGUCUUCUAGUCAUAAAUAGUUUUUUUUUUUGGGCGGAUUUAAAAAUCUAGCAAUUUUUUGCUUUCCAUUCCAGAAUGAAUCGUCAUCCUAACGCUAGGAAACAGUUUAAAAACCGAGAAAGUUUGAAUAAUAUCGAAAAAGUUUUUUACGCUUAUAAAUAACGCAAAGUUUGAGUUUCAAGUCAUAAAUAGUUUUUUUCAUAGUGCCAUUGGAUUCCCUCUCAGAAUUGAUGUUUUUGAGUUUCAGAAGACCGGGGCGAGCAAAAGCGAGUUCUACGUGGUUCAACGUCAACCGGUUCCCUUGGAUUCGUGUGUUUUCUGCGAUGCUGACUCUUCUGACGUCACCACCUCCAGUUCGUUUUAAUGGGUUUUUUUUUUAUAAAACACCGUUCAUGGUGAGCUUGUUUCAUUACUGGUUUUUCAACUUAACUUUGUUUUCUUGGAUCUGUGAAGACAUACCGAGUGCAAAAUUAAUAAGCUUUUGCAGAAUGCUCAACAUCGCGUGGUUUGUGUUUUCAAUAUUCCCAAAUUAGUUUGCCAACGGCCCUGUGACUUACAAGUAAGGAGGUGUUGAAGGCAGAUUUACAGUGGCUCUCAAGUUCGCAUUUGUCAUCAUUCACCUCACUCGUUACUACCAGGUUGUCGGGGUCCACACGCUCCAGGCGGCCGACAAAACUGACAAGGUAUAGGAAGAUUUCAAAGUCUGGUUUUGGAAGUACUGCAGAUCUCGACUGAUUUGUCAUUUUCUCGAGGUUUCCGAGUAAUCGGAAAAAAACUUAUAUGAACAUAGACAAGGGUGGAAGAAGGCUCCAUAGAGAUGUUUGUUUCUUUUAGGGUCACAAAGGUUCCUUUUUCGCUGCUUUUUGCACCAUUUCAUCGGCUUUUAUGCGCCCUUUUUGCUGCCUCUCCCUUUUUCCACCAUUUCUUGAUCCUUUAAAAUCCCAGAAUCGCCUUUUUGCGGCCUUUUUUGAGCCUCUCCCUUUUUGCUGCCUUUCAUUAUCCACCAUUCCGACUUUACCCGAGUAAAUUACUGAAGACCAUUCAUUCUUGUUAAAAAAAAACUCACAUUAGAACACCCUAAAAAGAACUUUGGACAUUGCCUAAGGACUUUUAGGACCUGUGGAUCGAGAAGUUCCAAGAAUCAAUCGAGAACUACGAAUCGAUCCAACUGAAAGACAUGCUCAAGUGCACCCCACUAUUCUCAAGUCUCAGUCUGCGCAGGUAGGACUUCCCCUUCUCCUCAAUUAGCAACAGUUCGAUUCUCAGGUGCUCCAGCUCGCGUCUCAUGUCCAAAUCAGAGCUGCGCGAGUCUUGUGACCUAUCCACCAAGGAUUGA
Molecule: messenger RNA, 12044 nt
Organism: Caenorhabditis auriculariae
Lineage: Eukaryota; Metazoa; Nematoda; Chromadorea; Rhabditida; Rhabditidae
Source: the annotation of a GenBank genome assembly